UGUUGUAUUUCCUCGACACCUAUCAUAGGUUUCCGUGACACAAGUGCGUUUUCCUCGUUCUUCACCCUCAAAACGCGACGAGUUUCGAGAGUUUCAGCCGAAUCAUGGGAAAGUGAUACGAUGCGAGCGCGCUUCGUCGUUAGGGCAGGCAUCCGCAAACACCGUUAUCUAAGUAGCGGGGUUCUGCUCGGACCACGUUUCUUCAAGCUUUGUUCUUGCAACCUCCUCACCGUUGUGCUCCUGAUAUCGCACCUUCUGAAAUGACUUCUCAGUCCAAGUCAGACCAGACUUCGCCCAUCUCGCUCCUACCAAACGAGCUACUUGCCGAGAUAUUCACUCUCCGCGUCGGGCAGUGCAUCCAGCCGCACCUUGGCGAUGACGCAUGGCCUCUGGACUCGCACCAGGAAACGUGGCCUUUCAGUAGCAGACGCCCAAGCUGGCGCAUCCACAGCCAUCUGAGCUGCGACGCGCAAUGCCGGGAGUGGACGCAGGCGAUGCUCGUUUGCCGCCGGUGGCAUGAUGUUAUCCUCGAUAUGGCCACCCUCUGGGCCUGUCCUCAGCUCGAACGUAAGAGCGAGGUCGAGUCGUAUCUCACUCGUGCAGGCAGUGCUCCGUUGUUUGUUCGCCGCGCACUAUGCGACAGCGAUGAUUGGCUACUCGAUUUCUUGGGUCUCCAGGGAGGCCUUUCACGCUGCCGCGAGAUCGUUCUUCUCAAGAAACAUCGCUCACGCGUAGACAUUCAGCCUCUGAUGCAGCACUUACCCGAGUCUGCACCGCUCUUGGAAGUGCUCGCCUUAACGUUCAAGGCAACUCUUCCCGAAUCGUUCCUACGUGGUUUGCCUCGCCUGCGAAGUCUGGUUCUAGGUCGAUGCGGCCUGGAGACAUGGCACUCCCUUCCUCUCCAAAAUCUGACGACUCUGAUCAUCUGCAAAAUCUCGGACCCGGCUCUCCAUCCCUCCCUCUCCGAUAUCGUCGCACUCUUGCAACAGACUCCGCGGCUUGAAAUGCUAGCACUUCGAUGCCUCCAGAGCAUCCCUGACGACGAAGCUCCUAAGCAGCCGAACGUUGUCGUUCCUCUCCGAGGGCUCUCUAGGCUUUCGCUCACCGGAUCACAUUUACAAGCGCUUAACGUCUUCCAGCGUCUUUCUGUCCCCUCACACGCAAUCUUAGACCUUAACAUGUACAGCGUCACGUCAUACAACGACAUUUCUUCCCGCCUCACGCCCCUAUUUCAGGCACACUAUAACGCGGGGAUACAUUCGAACUAUCCGCUGCCAAGUACUGGGGGCUUAAAAUGCCUCGCAGCAGCCACAGGUUUCCGCAGCCUCUCGGUGGCAUGUACGAUGCUCUCCGUUAACGUGGCGGCUUCCCUUGCACUGUCUCUUCGGCUGCCAUUUUGUGACUCCGAGAGUCCCGAAUGUGACGAUGACCAUCCUACUGAAGACACCUCCGAGGACCCUAUGCUUAGCAUGGAGAUCCUACGUCGCGGCUAUCUAUCUACAGGCCUCGUACUCGGCGUCCUCCGCGCCAUCCCGCUGGAGACCAUCACCUUCCUCAACCUUUACGACCUCGACCUUCAUGCCGAUCAAUGGAAAGACCUGUGGCCCACGGUGCCCGCUUUACGCAUUCUCCGCGUCGAAGGAGGCGUGCACCUCACCAUGCGGUCUCUCAUUCUCUCACUCACGCCCACUGUGCCGCCCGAUGCUACGCUAACUUCAUCCGAGCUUGAGCAUGAAGGCCACUUGCUGCUCCCUAACCUCGAAGAGCUGCACAUCCACCACGCUCGCGACUUCCGCCCUUCCGAGAACGAAAUCUCCCAGUAUACGCAGCUGCGCGAGUGCCUCAGGCUGCGAGACGCGGCUGGUGCGCGUUUGCGUCUGCUGGAGGUCGAGGAAGGGACAUCUAACUUCCACAUGAACACGGAGCAAAACGUCGAGAAGAUGAGGCGAGAUCGCUCGGUGGAUAAGAUUGUCUGGGUUUGGCCAUACAAGGAGGAGCCGGUGUCCGUGUAGAGAUCCAUAGCUUCGCCGAAGGGCAGAGAGCAGAUAUGAUAGCAUAGACCAUGUGUCCGAUUAGAGUAGCAGCACACUACAGCCUAGAUAGCAUUCCUCGUGAGAGUAGACUAGAGCACACUUAUCAUGACUUAGCA
Coniophora puteana RWD-64-598 SS2 is the source of this 2149-nucleotide messenger RNA. RefSeq lists its product as uncharacterized. Lineage: Eukaryota; Fungi; Basidiomycota; Agaricomycetes; Boletales; Coniophoraceae. The record is from RefSeq and is a predicted model, not a curated record. The coding region runs from base 261 to 2012 and encodes 583 amino acids. The transcript has 2 exons.